GGUUUACCAAGUAUUGUAAUUGCACAAUCGCAUGGAAUAUCUUCCUUUAAAAGAGAUGGUCUUGAAAUCUGUCAGACCCUGGAGAUAACUGGAAGCUUCAGAAAUGAAGGUUUUUCUGAUUGGGUUCUUGAGCCAAGCUCUGCUUUGUUCACUGGUCCUUGGCCACCAUCUGAAUGGAGAACACCACGAUGAUGAUCACGAUGAUGACCACCAUGCUAAAAAGAUAAAUCCUAUCCACCGCAUAGCACCAUAUAAUGCCAACUUUGCAAACAAUCUCUUCUCACAUCUAGCUGCUAAAUAUCCCACCAACAACCUCUUCUUCUCUCCGCUAAGUAUUUCUGUAGCAUUUAGUAUGCUCAGUCUUGGCGCCAAGUCUCACACCCACAGUCAGAUCCUGGAAGGACUUGGAUUCAAUACCUCUGCUCUCCUGGCAGAAGACAUCCAUAAGGGUUUCCAGCAGCUGCUGCACAUUUUUAGUCAACCUAAUGAUGACAUCCAACUCAGUAUGGCAAACGCUCUAUUUGUUAACAAAGAGAUAAAACUUCUGGAGAAGUUUUUAGAUGAUGCCAAGAACUACUAUCAUUCUGAAACAGUUCCUACAGAUUUCCAGAACUCAGAAAAAGCAAAAAAUCUAAUCAAUAAUUAUGUGGAGAAGAAAACCAAUGGGAAAAUCAAAGACUUGCUGGACAGUGUGGAUCCAGCAACAGUUUUAGUCCUCCUAAACACGAUUUUCUUCAAGGGAACAUGGAAGACUGCUUUCAAUAAGAAUCACACAAGGGAGGGAGACUUUCACGUGGAUGAGAACACGGUUGUGAAAGUGCCAAUGAUGACCCGUCAAGGGGAGUACCGUGUGGCUUUCAUACAGGAGCCAGAAUGUAAAGUGGUCGAGGUCCCAUACAAAGGAAAUGCCUCUGCAAUCAUAAUAUUGCCAGAUGCUGGGAAACUGCAUGAGGUGGAACAGGCUCUCCGGAACGCGUCACUGCAGACAUGGACCAAACUACUGAGACCAAUGCGACUGCGUUUCUCAAUGCCAAAAUUUUCAGCUUCUAGCACACUUGAUCUUAAAACUGAGCUAAGUGAAAUAGGCAUCAAGGAAAUAUUUUCUGGUAGUGCUGAUCUUUCUGGGAUUACAGGAACCCCCCUGAGGGUGUCAGAGGCUGUACAUAAGGCUGUGCUGAAUAUGGAUGAGGAGGGGACAGAGGCUGCCGCUGCCACAGCUGUUACGGUGGUAAAAUUGAGUCUCGGCAUACACAUUACAGUUGAUCGGCCAUUCAUGUUCAUUAUUAAGGAUAAGAACAUUAACAGUGCUCUCUUCAUUGGAAGAAUCAUGAAUCCAGAGAAAUAGGUUUUAUGGGUCCUUUGUUGUCAAAAUACAGUGUAAAAGUUCAUUGCCUAUUAUUACUGGUUGUCUUAAAAAAAAAUAUUAAAACAAAAUAUCAAAAUA
This is a messenger RNA of Pseudophryne corroboree (corroboree frog), 1444 nucleotides long. RefSeq names its product alpha-1-antiproteinase-like. The coding region runs from base 104 to 1345 and encodes 413 amino acids. Gene Ontology annotation, biological process: negative regulation of endopeptidase activity. The transcript is spliced from 5 exons. Lineage: Eukaryota; Metazoa; Chordata; Amphibia; Anura; Myobatrachidae. The record is from RefSeq and is a predicted model, not a curated record. Gene Ontology annotation, molecular function: serine-type endopeptidase inhibitor activity.